Messenger RNA from Mesorhabditis belari, 1191 nucleotides. NCBI's taxonomy places the organism in Eukaryota, Metazoa, Nematoda, Chromadorea, Rhabditida, Rhabditidae. The record is from the annotation of a GenBank genome assembly.
AUGAAAUCAAACAAAGUCUCAAGUCAAUCAAAGAGCAUCAAGAUAGUACUUCGGGGCUUUCCACCAUCAAUUGACGAAGACUCUACACGUCAGCAAUUGGGCACGCUUCCGGCAGAGCCGGUCUACUGGAGAUUCAGCCCCGGUAACCCACACCUUGACUGCGCCGUUAGGCCAUUCCUCAUUAUUGCCUUUGCCAAUGACGAGGACGCGGUGAACUUUGCAGAUCGAUUUCAUGGUUUUGUUUUUGUUGAUUCAAAGGGGGCCGCAUCGAGUGUUUUUGUCGAAUUAGCUCUCAAUGUUUCAAUUCCAAAAACUACCAGAGAAACGGUCAACAAAGAUCCGGAAAUUGGAAAAGUUAACGAGACAAAUGAGUUUAAACAGUAUGUCGAAAACAUCAAAGACACUUCAACGCGUCUGUCUAUUGACCAACAACUCAAAAUUAUCGAUGAGAAACGCUCGAAGCUUGUCGUCGGUGAAAUCACUCCUUUGGCUAAAUUUGUUCUACAACAACACAUUCAAAAACGUGACCGAAUCGAAGAACGUCGAAAAGUCAAGGAGGAAGAACAUAAGACCAGAAAGGAGAAACGAGCUGCUCGUUUGGAGAAAGAGGAGAAAGAGUUGGAUGGUCGAGCGAAAGGACAAAAGUUGUUGGGAUUCAUGAAACGUGAACCGAAAGAGGAGAACGAAACAAAGUUAGAAAACAUUUCCAAGAGGGAAGUGAGAUCAAAGUGGGGUGCUUCAAAUGCUUCUUCAAGUAAUGCUGCAGGAAAAGUUGUGAAAAACUCGGAUCAUCGAGCUAGCACCAAGAAAAAUCCAAACGAAACAAUCGCGAAAGUGAAUGUGGUUACAAAAGAAGCGGAUGCAAGCGGGAAAGAUACGGGCCAUUCAGACGGUGGUGUUCAAAACAAGGCGCACUUCACCGAAAAGGUCGCUGAUAAAGGAGCUCGCCGUGAACGGAAACCACGAGUUGAGCGAGAGAUCUAUCGACCUGGAAGGAAAUGUCCCAUCAAAGAAGGGUUCUCGAGAUAUGCUUUAUUACGCCAUGUCACUUGGAGUUGUUGCGAUCGGUGCAACUUUUGCCGCAAUACCACUAUACAGAAUUUUCUGCGAACAGACAAGUUUUGGAGGCCUAACGCAGAUAGCCAAAGACUUUGCCAAAAUUGCCACGAUGCAGAAAGUGGAGGGAUCGUU